Messenger RNA from Gasterosteus aculeatus aculeatus (three-spined stickleback), 2250 nucleotides. It is a transcript of the gene slc35a1, whose product is annotated as solute carrier family 35 member A1. Gene Ontology annotation, biological process: pyrimidine nucleotide-sugar transmembrane transport. Gene Ontology annotation, cellular component: Golgi membrane. The record is from RefSeq and is a predicted model, not a curated record. Lineage: Eukaryota; Metazoa; Chordata; Actinopteri; Perciformes; Gasterosteidae. Gene Ontology annotation, molecular function: pyrimidine nucleotide-sugar transmembrane transporter activity.
GGCUCAGGCCGCUGGGCAAGAAAAAAAAAACUGUUAUCAGGCACACAAAUGUUUGCUGAUCUGCAACUGGUCGAGCAGCAUUCAUUAAAGCAGGCCAUACAGGUUCUUCCAACUUUGAGACGAUGUAAUUUUGGCAGCAGAAAUUGACUCCCAUUUCACUCGGAGGGACACGAGAAGCAGCAAACAUGGCUCUCGAGAAGGUGAGCGUCGUCUUCAAAGUGUACUGCCUGACAGUGAUGACACUGGUGGCGGCUACAUACACGGUGACGCUGCGGUACACGAGGACCGUCUCGUCAGACAUGUACUUCUCCACCACGGCGGUGUGCGUCUCCGAGCUCAUCAAGUUGGUGCUCAGCCUGGGGAUGCUGUCCAAAGAAACAGGAAGCCCCACCAGACUGAAGAACGUUUUAGUGGAACACGUGUUCUGCAGCCCAAAAGAACUGCUGAAGCUGAGCGUGCCGUCCAUAGUGUACGCAGUUCAGAAUAACAUGGCGUUUCUUGCCUUGAGCAACCUUGACGCAGCAGUGUAUCAGGUGACCUAUCAGCUGAAGAUCCCGUGCACGGCCUUGUGCACCGUCCUCAUGCUGAACCGAUCUCUGAGUCGGCUGCAGUGGUUCUCGGUCUUCAUGCUUUGCGGCGGCGUAACACUCGUCCAAUGGAAGCCUGCACAGUCCACCAAGGUUCAGAUUGAGCAAAAUCCUUUUCUCGGGUUCGUUGCCAUCGCCAUUGCUGUCGUUUGUUCAGGGUUUGCAGGCGUGUACUUUGAGAAGGUGUUGAAGAGCUCUGACACGUCUCUGUGGGUGAGAAACAUCCAGAUGUACAUCUCCGGUAUUGUGGUCACACUGAUUGGUGUUUACAUAAACGAUGGCGAGAAGGUCCUGGAGAACGGUUUCUUCUUCGGCUACACGCCCAUGGUGUGCUUCGUAGUGCUACUGGCCAGCGUGGGCGGCCUGUACACGUCGGUGGUCGUGAAGUACACCGACAACAUCAUGAAAGGCUUCUCUGCUGCAGCCGCCAUUGUUCUCUCAACGGUGGCGUCUGUCUUCAUGUUUGGAUUGCAGAUAACAUUCUCAUUCGCCUCCGGAGCUCUCUUGGUGUGUGUGUCCAUCUACUUGUAUGGACUUCCAAAGACUGAAACAUCGAAGCUGAACCGGCAAGACGACGACAAGCAUUCCAAACAGAGGCUGAUCACCGUGUGAGCCGCCAACCUGCAGCAGUCAGUCUCGGUCCGUUUUUUCCCAGCGGCCUGAACGAGGUCCGGCCCUUCGGAGCGAAAUGAGAAACUCUGUUCCGUUGUCGGUGUGUUCAGUUCACUACAUAGACUGCAACUUUCGGUCCACUUCAAUGUACAAUACAAUCUUUCCGUUGAUGAGAAGAAAAGAAAAAAAACUUGAUCUUAAACAUGCUUGCUCAAAUUUGUAAAUGUUAUGAUGCAAUAUGCGAAGCUUUAAUUCCUUCCAGCCAUGCUGGAGCAAUAAGCAGCAGCGGGACCUUGUUGUGAUUCACCCAUCUAUCUGUUCUAGGGGAAGAAUGAAUAUCACAACUCAGUGAGUUGUUUUUUGGGGGGGGGUAAUUUGUCUUUUUCACUGCAAUUUUAUUGUCCUCUGUCCAUAUCAAAUGCUGUGGAUUCUGAACAUGACAACUGUGAUUAUUAAGUUUACGAUGGCAUCACAUCGGUGUUGCAUUCUGUUUUGAACGUCACAGUAAAAGCAAACUAUUUUGCUCAUUGUGACGCCUUGCCCUUCUCUAAAGAAACCAGAUCCAGUUGGACCGGUCUGAUUAGGAUGGGUUUGUUUAUUCGCUUACGUACGUAAUCACUCCGUGCAAUAGGAGUUGUUACAUCCCACUGCAUUUUGUGUUUGGAUAGAAUGUGUCAGCAGACAAUGAAUACUGAGUGACUCGCUGGUGAGUAAUUGUGUUUGAUUCCAAUCUGUAAAUGGAAAAUACCUGAGACAAUAGAAGCAACAUGGUAUUUAUUUAACUGUUGUACCUACAGCAGUUUCACAUUUGAUCAACUGGUGUGAUGCCCAGGAUCUUCAUCCCAUUGGCCAGGACUGAGCGGGCCCCACUGAACAGCCGUAACCUUGCCUGUUGACAUUCAGCAAAUGAGAUGAAGUACAAUUUUUUUUAAAUACACGUUUCCUUUUUGCCAUUAAUAUUUGUAUGAAUCGGGAUGGAAUUUUGUAUCAGUCUUCAGGCUUUUGCUCAUUAUUGCAUUAAAAGACUGAUGUUUUUCUGUGACUUAAUGCA